Messenger RNA from Dentiscutata erythropus, 698 nucleotides. The record is from the annotation of a GenBank genome assembly. NCBI's taxonomy places the organism in Eukaryota, Fungi, Glomeromycota, Glomeromycetes, Diversisporales, Gigasporaceae.
ACAAUUUGUAUGGUAUUUGGUUUGUUAAUAAUUUUCUUGGAUGGCACUCUUAUGAAAAUAUGAUUCGUGAAAUUUGUAAAGUUACAGGAAUAUCAAUACACUUAAGGAAAAUCACAAACCAUUCAUUACGCCGUACUGCUAUUCAGAUUCUUACUGAAUUAAAUGUUGCUACCGAUCGUAUAAUGCCUUUUUCAGGACAUCGUACUCUUAAUGGUGUAAUGUCUUACCAAACUUUUACGCCACAAGUAAUGCAUAAUACGGUGUUUUUAAUUAUUCCAGAUCGCAAUUCUUCUGAAUUCAACAAUAACGAUAAGAAAGAAGAUCACAAUAAAGAAUAUUCUAGUAAUCAGAAAGAAAGCCAUUAUAAAGAUUAUGGUAAUAAGGAAGAAAGUCAUAAUGAUGGCAAUAAAAAUGAGGAUGCAAAUAAAAAAAAAAAAAUUCCCUUAGCUCCAUUACCAUCAAAUGUAGAAUCGAAUUCUCAUAAUUCUAGAAAAAAGCGCAAGGUUCUCAAAACUCCACACGACUGGUCUAAACCUUUUAAAAUUCCAUAUCGCACUUCCUCAAAACAAACAAGCCCCGCAUUACAAGAAAGUAAUAAUAAAGAUCAUAACAAGCCUUUAAAUAAUAGUGUAAUGCCCCAAAUUAACAUUAAUAACUGUAAAAAUAUUAGUGUUGAUAUCACGAUUAAACAUUCUUAA